Messenger RNA from Suillus clintonianus, 670 nucleotides. RefSeq lists its product as uncharacterized. The transcript is spliced from 2 exons. Lineage: Eukaryota; Fungi; Basidiomycota; Agaricomycetes; Boletales; Suillaceae. The coding region runs from base 320 to 658 and encodes 112 amino acids. The record is from RefSeq and is a predicted model, not a curated record.
GCUGGCUCGCUGAUAUCAACGCUCUCUCUGCUUCCACAAAGCACAUUGAAUCUUUCUGUUCUGACCUCUGAACCUUCUCAGACACUCGAGAUCGCAGACUUACCACCUCGUCCUCUCCGAGUGUCUCGCUACAUCCAAACAUCACAUGCGCAACUCAUGAUCACUCUAUCCUGCCUUUUAAACUUAGCCUUCCGGAAUGGAUCAUUUUCACCCAAAGAUCUCGCGUUGGUGUUCCCAUUCCUCAGCCGUCUGACAACCCAUUGAUACAGGGAAUGCCACUCCUUCGGACGUCGUGGUUUUCUUGGAAGACGAUAUCGACAUGGAAAAGGACAUCAAGAUAAAAAUGUACAACGUCUGGACUUAUCUUCCACCGGAAUGGGACAUGAUUUUGCUGGUCAUGUUUCCUUUGUAUGACCUGCCCACAUGGACCCGCACACACCCAUCUUACUCUCGACAUUGCACUCAUGCCUACGCACUUUCCCUGUCCGGUGCUCGGCGUCUUCUGCAGUAUCUUCACUACCCACCUUUCGCAUAUCCCCGAGCCCCUGAUCAAGCAUUCAGUUUGUUUAUCGACAGCGGACGAUUACGUGCUUUUUCAGCGUUGUUCCGAGCCUUUGUCUUCCCGCGCAAGGUCUUGUCGAGUGACAUAAUCCCUUGAUCUGGUGUAGGG